CUGAACUGUAUGUAUCCGUCGCGACACAUUGCCAUUAAGAUUGAAGUAAAAAAUAGAGAUCUAUACCCAUACCACAUGUCGAAUAAGGGCGAUAUCCCAAUGCACCUAGGUAUCUAAUGGCGACAACCGUAAUCACCACACCGACACAAGAGGUCGCCCUGAAUAGGGGAGAAAAGCCUCAAAGGCGCGAUGUAUCAUCAUUCAUAAACUAUUAUCGGGAUCCAGGCGACGGGUCACCACCAAUGCCAGUGAGGAUUUCAGACAAAACAGUCAAGAACGAACGGCCAACAAUUUCGAAACCAGCUAUCAUCAAAGACAUCACAGGCCAAGAAGAUACGUACACGCUCGACAAGUACGGCUUCCAGUUCUGCCGUCGACCAACCUUUCUACACGGCUCCGAUUUCCACGACAGCGGGCUGGUCCAGGCGAAAUAUUAUCCCGAGGCCAAACAACUGCUCAAGGAUGUCACGGGGGCGCACCGUAUCCAUAUCUUUGACCACAAAGUACGCAUCGGCCCCUCGAACUGGCACAAACUAGGCGAAGGCAACCGGACUACGCGGGGUCCGCUAUUCCGAGCACAUGUCGACCAGUCGUAUGCCGGGGCCGAGCUAGUUCUUCGGAGGCACUUCCCAGACGAGGCGGACGACCUGGUUAAGCGACGGUAUCAGAUAAUCAAUAUCUGGCGACCGAUCAAGACAGUCUAUAAGGACCCCCUGACCGUAGCUGAUGCAAGGUCAGUCCCAGAAUCCGACCUCUUGGCAGCCUCGAUCCUAUAUCCUCGAGGGGAUCGAGAUGAAACAUGGACAAUGCUGCCCAACGGCGCACACCAGUGGUACUUUAAGAACAGGCAGCAGCCUGACGAGGUACUACUCGUCAAAUGCUUUGACUCCGCGACAUUACCGGGUCUAGCGCGACGUGCCCCUCAUUCGGCGUUCGAAGACCCCGACAUGGCAGACUGCGGACAUCGUGAGAGUAUUGAGACUAGAGCCUUGGUAUUCUACGAUGAUUAAUACGCUCCGUGGGCUUGGAAAGGAUCGGCAGUAGGUAAACUACAAUAUGCUAUAAGUAAACUUUCAGACGCAAGCCCAGACAAGACUUGUUUCACUAAUGCUACGGUUAAUCCAACGACGACCGAGCUGGCAUGUCUUG
Xylaria bambusicola is the source of this 1149-nucleotide messenger RNA. RefSeq lists its product as uncharacterized. Lineage: Eukaryota; Fungi; Ascomycota; Sordariomycetes; Xylariales; Xylariaceae. The record is from RefSeq and is a predicted model, not a curated record. Gene Ontology annotation, molecular function: oxidoreductase activity. The coding region runs from base 117 to 1010 and encodes 297 amino acids. The transcript has 4 exons.